This is a messenger RNA of Engraulis encrasicolus (European anchovy), 4446 nucleotides long. It is a transcript of the gene ercc6l, whose product is annotated as excision repair cross-complementation group 6-like. The transcript is spliced from 8 exons. NCBI's taxonomy places the organism in Eukaryota, Metazoa, Chordata, Actinopteri, Clupeiformes, Engraulidae. Bases 61 to 4221 code for a protein of 1386 amino acids. Gene Ontology annotation, molecular function: ATP-dependent chromatin remodeler activity; DNA translocase activity; ATP binding. The record is from RefSeq and is a predicted model, not a curated record.
UGUUGUGUAUUUUUAGCUGCCGGUAUUUGUGUCUACGCGAAGUAUAAUUACAGUUAAAAGAUGAGUUUCUCUUCGAGGAACUCAUCAUCUAAAGAAGACGAUGUGCUUCAAGACGUUACAAAUCAGUUCUCCAAUUCCAUGUCCAUCGGCACAGUUGACCGGGACACAUAUACCAGGAGAGCGAAAGAGGCCUUCAAGCAGGGAAACCCCGCCAAGGCCCUGGCGAUCCUGCAGGAGGCCCACGGGCAUUUCCCUGACGACAAGAUCAAGGAGCGCAUCCAGAAGCUGAAGAGCUUCCUCAGUCAGAUGGACGCAGAGGCUUCGGACGAGGAGGACGACGAGUUUAUCGAGGUCAACGACAGCGGCUUCAUGCUGAAUAAAACCAUCUACGAGAACCUGUACGACCACCAGAAGGAAGGCGUGGCGUUCCUCUACGGCCUGCAUCGCGACGGGAAGAAGGGCGGCGUGCUGGCCGACGAUAUGGGACUGGGCAAGACCAUACAGGUCAUCUCGUUCCUGUGCGGCAUGUACGACUCGGACCUGAUGCAGCACUGCCUGCUCGUCAUGCCCACCACCCUCAUCACCAACUGGCAGCGGGAGUUCGAGAAGUGGGUGCCGGGCAUGCGGGUCCGGGAGUACCACGGCACCAGCAAAGUGGUGCGCGCCAAGAGCCUGAGGAAGAUCCAGCUCAAAGGUGGCGUGCUGAUCACGUCCUACCAGAUGGUGAUGAACAACUGGGAGCUCCUGAGCUCAGUGGACGGGCAGGAGUUCUACUGGGACUACGUGAUCCUGGACGAGGCACACAAGAUCAAAACCUCCUCCACCAAGACGGCCAAGAGCGUCCACGCGGUCCGGGCCAAGCACCGCGUGCUGCUCACUGGGACGCCCGUGCAGAACAACCUGCGGGAGAUGUGGUCGCUGUUUGACUUUGCCUGCCAGGGCUCGCUGCUGGGCACGUACAAGACGUUCAAGACCCAGUACGAGAACCCCAUCACGCGGGCACGCGAGAAGGACGCGACGCCCGGCGAGAAGGUGCUCGGCCUGAAGAUGUCAGAGAACCUCAUGAGCAUCAUCGAUCCGUUCUUCCUGCGACGGACCAAGGCCGAAGUCCAGAAGGACGACAAGGACGAGAAGAAUGAUCUAGAAGACCAGUCGUCACCAACGUCCUCCGGCGGAGGAGGCGGGCUGGAGGUGCCCUCGCUUCCUGACAAGAACGACUUGGUGGUGUGGACGUACCUGAGCCCCGUCCAGGAGGAGAUCUACAGGAUGUUCAUCUCCAUGGACCACAUCAAGGAGGUGCUGAUGACCACACGCAGCCCGCUGGCCGAGCUGACCAUCCUCAAGAAGCUCUGCGACCACCCCAGGCUGCUCUCGGACAAAGCGGCGCGCGAGCUGGGGCUCUCGGGACCCAACUCGGCCCUGCAGGAGAGCGAGAACGAGAACGCCACGUCGGCCAGCACCAUCGACGGCAUCCCGGACGAGACGCUGAUUAAGGAGUCUGGCAAGCUGGGGUUCCUCAUCGAGCUGCUGGAGCGGCUACGGGAGGAGGGGAACCGCACGCUGGUCUUCUCCCGCUCCGUCAAGAUCUUGAACAUCAUCCAGCGCAUUCUGAAGAACAGAGGCUUCAAGAUGGUGAGGAUAGAUGGCACCGUGACCGAUCUCGCGGAGAGGGAGAAGCGAAUCGGGCGUUUCCAGAAGGACUCUAGCAUUGCCGUCUUCCUUUUGACCACGCAGGUGGGUGGCGUCGGACUUACUCUGACUAGCGCCAAUCGCGUGGUAAUCUUCGACCCGAGCUGGAACCCCGCCACAGACGCCCAGGCUGUGGACCGCGCCUACAGGAUUGGCCAAACGCAGAACGUCAUCGUGUACCGACUGAUCACCUGUGGCACUGUAGAAGAGAAGAUCUACCGGCGACAGGUCUUCAAGGACUCCCUGAUCCGCCAGACGACGGGCGACAACAAGAACCCGUUCCGCUACUUCAGCAAGCAGGAGCUGAAGGAGCUGUUCUCCCUGGAGGACACGCGCUCCUCCACCACGCAGCUGCAGCUGCAGGAUCUGCACUCCAAGCAGCAGAGCACCGACCCCGACCUCAUGCGCCACAUCCAGUACCUGUACACCAGGAACAUGUUCGGCAUCUCCCACCACGACCUGCUCUUCAAGGUGCACUCCGCCGACGAGGACGACGUGCAGGACGAGGAGGAGCAGUACAUCGAGAAGCGGGUGCAGACCGCCGAGAACCUGAUGAAGGUCGAGUCGGAGAUCCAGGGGGAUCUGAAGAAGUUUGAGCAGGAGAACACCGAGCCGCGGUCGCUGAUGCAGCCACCCGUCCGGGCUCAGGGGCGGCAGGGGUCGUUCAAACGGGAGGAGGACCUGGAGUUGUCCCCCACUUAUCACUCUCCUGACGAGGAAGAACCCAUCGUUUUGGAUGAAGUGGAGUCACCCAACAGCAACACCUCUCUUCGAUCGGCCAACACCUCUGCUAAAAAUGACGACGUGUUUGUAUUGGAUUCCUCGAGAACGGAUGAAGUUGAAGCGCUCCAGCCGUACUCCAGAACGGGUGAGGAAAACAACGUUAUCUCUUUGGAAGAUGACGCGGACAUGUCCACAGAGGAAGUGGAUGACAGUGUUUUUAAGCAGGAAGAAAACUAUUCUGGGGCGAAGGUGAACUCUUUCGCUAAUGCCAUCGAGGUAGAGGAAGAAGAGGAGGGUGUAGAAAUGUCUGAAAGAGCGAAAGAUACGUCACUCCGGGGACAGUCUAGCAUUGUGUUAGAUGAUGAUGAGGUUGAGGAUGAGGAGAACAAAAAGUCUCCAAGAGCAAACAUCAGAAAGUCUCCAGGAGAAAAAGACACCUCACUCCAGGGACAGUUUAAUAUUGUAUUAGAUGAUGAUGAGGACGAGGACGAGGAGGAUGUGGAGGGGCACCAAAAGCCUGCAGGAACAAAGGACACCCCACUUGAUGUACAGUUUAGCAUUGUGUUAGAUGAGGAAGAUGAUGAGGGUGACCAAAGGUCUCCAGAAGCAAAGGGAAGCAUCGUGUUGGAUGAAGAAGACGAGGAUGAUAAACAGCCGUCAAGAGCACUUCAACAAGACACCUCUCUCCAAGGGCGAUCUAGCUUCACUGCUGAUCAUGCCAUCUCCACUGUUGAUCAUGCAAUCUCCACUGUUGAUCAUGCAAUCUCCACUGUUGAUGAUGAUGAUAAUGAUGAUGAGGCAGAGGAUGUGGAGGCAUCCCGUGAACACACAAAAGACCAGCUGAUGGAUGAGGGCGACCUGCUCUUCAAGAGGAAAAGGAAAACUUUUGUAAUCCAAAGUGACGAGGAAGAUGAUGAGAAUGAUGAUAACGAUGAAAGUGAUGUCACAGCGGAAGAAACAGGAAAUGCUCCCAUGGAAAGUUCCAGGUUAUCUAUGAACGAAGGGCUAGCUGGCAUGAAAGAGGAGCCCUUGGAUGAGGAGGAGGAGGAAGAGGAGGAGGAGGAGGAAGGGCUCUCCACAAGGAAGAAACAAGGCUUUGUCGUCAUCAGCAGCAGCGAAGACGAGGGAGAUGAUGAAGAGGUUGUGAAGCCCCGGCGAGGUCUCAGGCUAGAUUUGACCAAUGAUGUUGACGACAGUGAAGCAGAUAUGUUGGAAGACACUCGAGACCAACAUCAAAGCAUCCAGGAAGAGGACAUGAGCACUACCGAGGAGAAGAGCGCCUUCCUCACCUACAGCACCGACGAAGAGGAGGAGGAGGAGGAGGAUGCUAAAAGCAAGGUGGCCGGCAAGCACGCUUCUAAAAUGUCCGCUUCCACUCCCUCCUCCCAAGGAAGCUCAAGGAGGGGGGACGGCACCUCUGCCUCAGGGAACGACGACAUCAGCAUGUCCACUGAGAACACAGACCAGCUGGCUGGUGACAGGGAAGACAGCAUCGUCGUCGCCAAAAAGAAAAAGAAGGCCUUUGUGUCGUACAGCAGUGAGGAGGGAGAGGAGGAGGAGGAUGGGGAGGAGGAGGAGGAGGAGGAGGAGGAUGGAGAGAGAGGGAGCUUCCAUCUCUCCACCACCAGCCUCUUGUCCAUGUCCGGAGUGGCGGAUCGCUCAACGUCAUCCGUGGCGUCCAGGCACUCGCUCCUCAACAACCUGAUGGAGAAGUUUGAGGAUAUCCUCAUGGAUGAGGACGAGUACAGUGACGAGAUGGUCGAGAGCGACCAGGAGAAUAUGUUUCAUGGCCUAGACGAAUCUGGCUAAUUGCACAAUUAUUGUACUGGUUAAAAAUGUGUUUGUUCGUUUUCUUUACUUGUUAAUUGUUUGUUUGUUGUUUAUUGAUGUAUUUCUAUUUCUCAACUUGUUCAACGUUUUGAUACAGUUUUUGGUACUUAAUAAAUAACUCUCAUAGAAAUGUUUAUGUAUUAUGUUUGGGUCUGCGUACAGCGUCCCUAUUAUUAAAUUUAAUAAAAAAAUUAUGUAUAUGGA